Glycine soja is the source of this 945-nucleotide messenger RNA. RefSeq lists its product as uncharacterized. Bases 65 to 640 code for a protein of 191 amino acids. The record is from RefSeq and is a predicted model, not a curated record. The transcript is spliced from 2 exons. Lineage: Eukaryota; Viridiplantae; Streptophyta; Magnoliopsida; Fabales; Fabaceae.
UCAAAUUCCUCAGUUCUAAACUAAACGGAUAACACAGUUAUAGUCACAGUUACUUCCAACACACAUGGCCUCCAUUCCCCUCCUCUCACCACCCACCACCGCCACAAACUCCGCCGUCAGCCACCUACCCUCCUCCAUCACCUCCACCUCCAGCUCCUUCAAACCCCACGCCCUCCACCGCCGCCGCCUCACGCGGCUACACGUGUCCUCUCCCACCUCCUCCACCCCUUCCCCCACCACCACGACCACCUCCGGCGAGACCAUAUUCUUCGACGGCGGGGCCCACUACGGCGACCUCGCGGCGAACCUCCUCCUAGGUUUCACCCUCUUCUGGCUCCCCCUGACCCUUGCGGCGGUAUCACGCGCCAUGUACCUGCGCUACAGGUUCACCAACCUCCGCGUGAGCGUGAUCUCGGGCCUGACGGGGCAGGACCGCAGCGACUUCGGCUACAACGUGAUCAAGGACGUGCAGGUCGUGCCGCGCUUCAUCGGAGAGUGGGGCGACGUGGUCAUAACGCUCAAGGACGGCACCAAGGUCGAUCUUAGGAGUGUCCCCAAGUUCAGAGAGAUCGCCAAGUACUGUCUCCUCAUGGCUCAAAAACCCCUCGUCUUGAACCAAACUGGACCCAAAGCCUUCUAGGGAAAGAGACUCAAAUGAAUACUAAAAUCAGGUAUUUUGGUGGUGUUCUUUCUUGGGGGGUGAGUAGAAUUAUGCAAAUAUAUGCUACUGCUUGAAAUGAAGUUAGCUACUAAUUGUUACAGCACAAUAUUUCUUAUUCAAUUGUUCUGAAUUUUACUAUGUGUGCCAAUUCUACUUCUUUACAUAGGAUUAAAAGAAUCCAACAUGAACGUGAAAUGAGCAAAUUAUAGAAGUGUACUUGAAACUACAUGAAACACCAAAACCUUUAUCUUUAAUAAUAUGAAUCAUUCCAACAAACUGCUUCA